CCAUUUUUCCAGUUCAUUUUUCAGCACACUCAGGUACUUACUUUUUCUCUUGCUGUACGUGUGAGUGAGCUGGGCGUCUACUGUGAAAAAAUUAAUUUUUACUUGUAAGAAAAUCCCUGAGCGUAUAAUUAACUAUAUAAAAGCAAGUGAAAUGGCUGAUUUAAAUGAUUCUAAUGGAAACUACGACGACAAUGAUGAGCAAAUUUCUGAGCCCGAGCAGCUACGUAAGCUGUUUAUCGGCGGUUUGGACUACCGAACCACCGAUGAGGGCCUUAAAGCCCAUUUUGAGAAAUGGGGCAAUAUCGUCGAUGUUGUAGUUAUGAAGGAUCCAAAAACGAAGCGCUCUCGCGGUUUCGGCUUUAUCACUUACUCGCAGUCUUACAUGAUUGAUAAUGCGCAGAAUGCACGUCCUCACAAAAUCGAUGGACGCACUGUUGAGCCAAAGCGUGCCGUGCCGCGACAGGAGAUCGAUGCACCCAACGCUGGCGCAACGGUAAAGAAAUUGUUUGUGGGUGGUCUGCGUGACGAUCAUGACGAGGAGUGCUUACGCGAGUACUUCAAGGAGUUUGGGCAGAUUGUUGGCGUCAAUAUUGUGUCUGACAAGGACACGGGCAAGAAGCGCGGCUUUGCGUUCAUUGAGUUCGAUGAUUACGAUCCUGUGGACAAAAUUAUCCUGCAGAAGACGCACAACAUCAAGAACAAGACGCUCGACGUGAAGAAAGCAAUUGCCAAACAGGAUAUGGAUCGUCAAGGUGGAGGUGGUGGCGGCGGCGGCGGUGGUGGCGGCCGUGGUGGUCCCGGAGGACGCGCCGGUGGUCGAGGUGGUGAUCGUGGUGGCCAAGGUGGCGGCUGGGGUAACAAUCGUCAAAAUGGCGGCGGUAAUUGGGGUUCCGGUGGCGGAGGCUUUGGUAAUAAUGGCAAUUUCGGUGGCAACCAAGGUAGCUCUGGCGGCUGGAACCAACCAACCGGCCCCUGGAAUAACCAGGGCGGUAACAGCGGCGGCGGCGGUGGCUGGAACGGUGGCGGUGGCGGCUACAGCGGCAGCGGUGGUAACAGCAACGGCAACUGGGGUGGCGGUAACGGCGGCGGUAGCUUCAGCAACGAUUAUCAACAGAGCUACGGUGGCGGUCCGCAGCGCAACAGCAACUUUGGCAACAAUCGCCCGGCGCCAUACAACCAAGGCGGCGGCUUCAACAAGAGUGGCGGCCAAGGCAGCGGAGGUGGCCAGGGCGGUUUUGGUGGUGGAAAUAAUUACAACACCAGCCAAGGUGGCAAUAUGGGCGGCAAUAGACGUUACUAAUCAAGGUAAACACUUACAGAAUCAGUUCAAGCUAGACAAAAAGGCAGUCUAGGCGCAGGCAGUGAGACAGGCAGAGGCAGGCAAUCAAUGACAGUGAGAGGCAGUGAAAUUUGGGCAAGGCAGGCAGACAAGAUAAUGAUUUAAGCAAGUAAUCAGCAGCUAUACAGAAAAUGAAGUGUAUGCAGUUAUCAGGCAAUCGACAUUAUGUGCCCUCAAGACCAGCCUAUAAGCAACUAACUAAUCCCGAUAAAAACAAAGAGAAAAAAAAUAUCAAAACAAAUGAAACUAAACUAAUUAUGUUUGAUAUGAACCUGAAAAACUCACUUCAACCAACAAAUAUCAACAAUUUAUUGCUAAUGUCUUGUCUCAAUUAUACAUACAUUUAAUUUUUAUGAUCAAUUCGUGUUUAGGAUUUUAAGAACCUUGAACGCUUAGUUUUAACUAAAUUAACACACCAUACAACAACACAACAAAAAACAAAAACC
Messenger RNA from Drosophila novamexicana, 1785 nucleotides. It is a transcript of the gene Hrb87F, whose product is annotated as heterogeneous nuclear ribonucleoprotein 87F. The transcript has 4 exons. Bases 152 to 1300 code for a protein of 382 amino acids. Gene Ontology annotation, molecular function: RNA binding. The record is from RefSeq and is a predicted model, not a curated record. Lineage: Eukaryota; Metazoa; Arthropoda; Insecta; Diptera; Drosophilidae.